Messenger RNA from Caenorhabditis elegans, 1448 nucleotides. It is a transcript of the gene nspe-4, whose product is annotated as Nematode Specific Peptide family, group E. Bases 1149 to 1364 code for a protein of 71 amino acids. The transcript has 2 exons. NCBI's taxonomy places the organism in Eukaryota, Metazoa, Nematoda, Chromadorea, Rhabditida, Rhabditidae. The record is from RefSeq and is marked reviewed.
AACCUCUAAGUUGAGUGUUCUGAAACACAUUUGUCAGUUUUCCAAUUCAAGUUUUAAUUUUUUUUGCAGAAAUAUUAUUGUUCCUUGACGAUUUUCUUCGAUUCUGCGGAGUUUUGAAUUCUGUGAGUACAACUUUUAAUUAAGCCAGGCCAGUCGGUGGAGGUCGAGCCAUAAAAUCAGACAAUAUCGGUAUGUUAUAGUAAGACAGGUGACAUCAUUUUCUCAGAGAACGGUCAUUAGAGUAUUUGAACAUUUUCCAAAAUGACGUGAUUGCUGACGUGUUUCUAGUGGUCUAUAAUUUUCGUUCAAUAAUGAACAUGAUUACAAUUUCCAUCGUUCGGUAUCAUCUUUCUGAUCAGACUGCCUACGUGCCAAGUUGCAGUAAAAUUUUCUUGGAGAAGAAACUAGCUAGCAAAAAAUUAUAAACCUACAGCGAGGCUCUACUGUGUUCUGUCAAAAAAUGAAUCAGGACCAGUCACGGGGUUCUGGCCUUCCUCAUUGCAUUUUUCGCGCUCCAUUGACAAUCGCCCGCCGGACAACGCGUAGGAAAGUCGUGUACUCCUCACGGACAAACACAUUUAGUUUUACAACUAAGAUAGAGCCGCGACGCGACACGCAACGCGCCGUAAAUCUACCCCAAAUAUGGCCGAGCCAAAAUGGCCUAGUUCGACAAACUCUUCCAUUUCAGUUUAUGAGGUAAGUCAGAAAUCCGUGACCAGUUGUACAACCAUUUCCAAAGUGAAACAAGAAAACGGGAAAUUUUUAAAAAAUCUUUAGUCUUGCAUUUCAUUGUUUCACUUUGCCAUCUGAUAUCUGCAAAAUCACUACUAUUCUUCAUUAUGCAACCUUGAAUGUGAACUAACUGUCGUUAUAACAGAGUUGAGGAGCUAACAGAGAAAAGACAAUGUGCCCCUCAUGACAUCAUUGUCUCAGAAUAUCUACUUUGAUACGGUUUACAAAGACUUUUGUGAUAGUGACCUAAACCCAUAAACAUGUUUUGCUACAGCUACACAUAUGACUGUUAAACAUCAAACGUUGAUAAGGAGGUAAAACUCCGCCCUUCUCAGAAACAGACAAACAAAGAUCUGGAAAUAACCGAGGUAUAUAUAGCCUGUGAAAUCAACAUAUUUACGAACCAAUCUUGCGAAAUGUCCCCAAAAUUCCUAUUUUUCAUCGCCCUCGCCCUCUUCCUCUCCAACACAGUAUCUGCUGGAAUCAUUCGUGAGCGACGUCAAGCUUAUUAUACAAAUGGUGUGGUGAACAAUGUGGUGUCCGAUGGUCUGAUCGGAGGACCUUCCUCUCUUGGCUGGGCACAAGUUCCCCACGUGGCGAGUCCAAUGUACAACCCCGUGUUCGGAAAAUAAAAGGAUACAUCUUCAUGAUCUCUAUUGAUCUCUGUAUUGAGUUUUUGUGCUUUUAUAUGUAAAUAAAUGUUCUUAAAAGCAAUA